Messenger RNA from Colossoma macropomum (tambaqui), 3498 nucleotides. It is a transcript of the gene g6pd, whose product is annotated as glucose-6-phosphate dehydrogenase. NCBI's taxonomy places the organism in Eukaryota, Metazoa, Chordata, Actinopteri, Characiformes, Serrasalmidae. Gene Ontology annotation, molecular function: glucose-6-phosphate dehydrogenase activity; NADP binding. Gene Ontology annotation, biological process: glucose metabolic process; pentose-phosphate shunt, oxidative branch. The coding region runs from base 329 to 1873 and encodes 514 amino acids. Gene Ontology annotation, cellular component: cytosol. The record is from RefSeq and is a predicted model, not a curated record. The transcript has 14 exons.
CUGUGUUGUUUUUGUGUUUUGUAACUGUCACAUCACCGUGAUGUUCAGGGUGCACAUCACAUGAACGACACAGACCAUCGGCAAGCUAGCUUUAAGCAAUCGCUAUAAUCUGUACAGAUUCACUUCAGCAUAGCCUGGUACUUCAGUGCAUAAACCUGAGGAGAUGUGCGGAAUUAGAUGUGGCAGGAUCGGCUGUAGGACCGGCAAGAUUUAGCCCUUUUAAAUACGGGAUUUGACGGAGGCUCUUAGCUAAUAACAUUAUAGGAGUAUUAGCUCAAGGAGUUAAUUGGAGGAGCCGAACCGAGUGAUCCGAGGGCAGCCGGAGAAGAUGAGUGCCCUCCCCCUCUCUCGCUCCGAGGUGUUCGGGGAGCUGAGGAAAGAGCUGUAUGAGGAUGAGGAAUUUCACCAGUCCGACGUGCACAUCUUCAUCAUCAUGGGGGCCUCGGGAGAUCUGGCAAAAAAGAAGAUUUACCCAACUCUGUGGUGGUUGUUCAGAGAUGGUCUUCUCCCUGAACAGACUUACUUUGUUGGCUUUGCACGUUCUGACCUAACUGUGGAUGCCAUUCGCACAGCCUGCCUGCCUCACAUGAAGGUUGCAGACUCCGAAGUGGACCGUCUCUCAGCCUUCUUCAGACGUAAUUCCUAUAUCAGUGGGAAGUAUGGAGAUGAAGCUGCUUUCUCAAAUCUGCAUUCUCACCUGCUGUCCCUACCUGGAGGAGCUGAUGCAAACCGCCUCUUCUACCUCGCCCUUCCACCCACUGUUUACCAUGAUGUCACUAAGAACAUCCGACAUCACUGUAUGAGCACCAAGGGAUGGAACAGAGUGAUUGUAGAGAAGCCGUUUGGGCGUGACCUGCAGAGCUCUGAGGAGCUGUCCAAUCACCUCUCCUCUCUCUUUACUGAGGACCAGAUCUACCGCAUAGACCAUUAUCUUGGCAAGGAAAUGGUGCAGAACCUUAUGGUCCUCAGGUUUGGAAACAGGAUAUUUGGACCCAUAUGGAACCGAGACAGUGUGGCUUGUGUGGUUCUGACCUUCAAAGAACCCUUUGGAACCCAGGGCAGGGGGGGAUACUUUGAUGACUUUGGCAUCAUCCGUGAUGUCAUGCAAAAUCACCUGCUGCAGAUGCUGUGUCUGGUUGCCAUGGAGAAACCCGCCUCCACCAGCUCUGAUGAUGUGAGAGAUGAGAAGGUGAAGGUGCUGAAGUGCAUUGCUCCCGUUUCUCUCUCAGACGUGGUUUUGGGUCAGUAUGUAGGAGACCCAGAAGGAGAAGGAGAGGCUAAGCUGGGUUACCUAGAUGACCCUACUGUCCCUAAAGGCUCUACACAGGCUACAUUUGCCACAGCCGUUCUCUAUGUAAGGAAUGAACGCUGGGAUGGUGUUCCUUUCAUCCUGAGGUGUGGCAAAGCACUAAACGAGCGCAAGGCAGAGGUUCGGCUACAGUUCACAGAUGUGCCAGGGGAUAUCUUCAGUGGACAGUGCCGCAGAAAUGAGCUAGUGGUGCGCGUUCAGCCCAAUGAGGCCAUCUAUGCAAAGAUGAUGAGCAAGAAACCUGGGGUGUACUUCAGCCCUGAGGAGACAGAACUGGACCUGACCUACCGCAGCAGAUACAAGGAUGUCAAGUUGCCUGAUGCAUACGAGCGUCUGAUUCUGGAUGUCUUCUGUGGCAGUCAAAUGCACUUUGUGCGUAGUGAUGAACUGAGGGAAGCAUGGAGGAUCUUCACCCCACUUCUUCAUCAGAUCGAGAAGGAGAAGAUGCCACCCAUUAAAUAUAAAUACGGAAGUCGUGGCCCUUCAGAAGCAGAUGAAUUGGUGCAGAAGGUGGGAUUCCGCUACGAGGGAACGUACAAAUGGGUCAACCCCCACAAACUGUGAAAAGAAUGUGGGGAGAAGGCCGAUAAACACCUGCGUGUGUGUGCGUUAGACAUGUGCUAGGGUGUAUCACAGACCAAAAGAUGGCAUGGUUAGGACCACAUAUAUUUAAAGUUUAAACUCUUAGACUGAGCUUUUUUGUGUACCUUCCAAAUCUGAGUCAUGGUCUGGUUUUGCAGUGACUCUUGUAGAACUGAACAGCUGUUGAUAGCUGUUACUGUAGUUUUUUUACCCCCAUUUAGAAGUGUUCAGGAAUUUUAUGCAUUUGUGAGCAGGAAUAUGUCUGCUUCACUGUAUGCCUGUGUAGUCUAAUCUUGCUGAUCAUUCCUACAAAGAGUCACUGUACUCAUCUGUCAUUCCUGCAGUGCUUGUUUACAUUUCAUUCCAAAACCCUUCAGAUUCAUUAAGCCAUUCGGAUGGCUGUGAGCUCACAAAACAGGUCUUAAAUAAAGGAUUCUCCCUCUAAAACUUUCCAUAGAUUGUGUAAUACAUAAUAUUUUUGUUAUUUCAUUUCCAUGGAAUAUUUAAUAGAAUAUUUAAAGGAGAAUUACACUGACUUUUUCAAUAAUAAUAAUAGUUCAAUCUUAUAAUCCAGUGUGAUGUAAUUUAGAGUGGUUUGACAUGAAAUGGUUCAUUGCAGAGAAGCUUAAUGACGAUUUCUUCACAAUGGUUGUGAAAGGAACCAGUGGUCACAAUGUCUCAUGACAAAUUUAGCCGUUUUAUUUACUAUCCGGAAUGACCAGAGAACCAGAAGUUAUCUGAAGUUGUUUUAUGUAAUGUUUUUUGUUUUUUUUAAAAAAAGCUCUGCGUGUACCUCUCCAAUAUGAAUAUAUUUUUUAGAAAAAAAAGGUUUAAGCCGAAAUCCUUAUCAAAGAACAAUAGCAACAUGCGGUGUUUUCAGAAAAAUUUAAUGUAAUAACUUUCUGUAAUGUAGCUUUUAGAAUGAUUAAACACUUCAGAUAUUUGGUUUCCAUCACAAACACUGAACAAUUCAGACUUUUCUUGAAUGAUGCAUUUAAUGUCAGACCACUCUGAAUGACUCUGAAUUUGUAUCUUAUGAUUAAAUGAUGUAAAGUCUUUAGUGGAAUUUAUAGAAAAUAAUAAAUAUUACUUUUGAAAGGAAUAGAUUAGUAUAGAAGAACAACACUGGCAGAAAUGUUAAAGAUCAUAGAUCAGAGGAACACUAUUCAGUGUUGAAAUUGCUAUUGACUUACCUGUAUAAAAAUAUUGACCGAUACAUGCUGUUCUUGCUCUUUAUGUUUUUGGGUUAACUCAUUUAAGUUUGGAUUAGUGAAAUUUUAACCCUACUUAUAACAACACUAGCAUCACUUUGCCAUUCCACUGUUUGAACCUUCAUGUUCAGUUCCAUGCCCCCUUUCUUACCUGGGCAUAAGUAACACUUCAAGCCAAACAUGGCACAUACUAUAGCCUUUAGCCUUUAGCCUACUGUGUAAAAUGGAUGUGUGGAGGCUGGAAAUGAAGUUUUAUAAUAUGAGUGAAUAUGGGUAAACAACUGUUGUUGUGCUUUUCAUUUUCCUUUUCCUCCUAAAGUAUUCCCAAAAAUGUCUCUUUAAUUACUUAGAUAUAUAUUUUUCUCAAUAAAGUAUAGCUAUGAUGACUCACGCAAA